AUGAGUGAUAUAGAUUUGGAUAAGAUCCUUUCUACACCUCAAGAAGUACCACAUUCCGUUGAGGUGGUACUGAGGAAAUUGGAGAUUGCUGAAAUGGGUCGAGCGAAACGAGUGAGUCAGAUUCCAAAAAGGGUUCCUCUUGUAACGCCCAUGAUCAUAUGCAAUUAUUGCUGUGAAGAAUUGUCAUAAAAAUAUGUAUUUAACAAGAGCAUAUGAGCCCAGCUAGCAUAUUUGGUUCCUUGGAAGUUGUGGGAACAUAUGUUUUUGGUUUCACUGACUGGUAAAAUGUAACGUUUUUUAAACGUUCUCAGAACAGAAGUAAACAUUUUGCCUGUGCUGGGAACGUUUAUUUUUAGGUUGCAGGGAGGUUCUGAGAACGUUUUACUCUGGUUCCUUGAAAGUUUUCCUGAGAGGUUUUAUUAAUGCUCUGAGAACAGAAAUGAUAUGUUAUUUGGAGAUUUUUUAAUAACUUUGUUAAAACUUUCUGAAUGUGUCAAUGAGAAUUUUAAUAACACUGCUAGCUUAUUUUGGGGUAACUUUUUGUUAAACUCCAAGCACAUAUGAAAGUACGUUUUUUUUGUCCAAUUCCUUAAAUGUGCUGAGAAUGUUCCAAAGCCAAGCAACUAUCCUGCAACAUUCCCAGAAAGUUGUGGGAAGGUUGUAUGCAAAAUAACCAUAGGACAACCACGAUCUCACCAAGCUCUAAGAAACAUAUGAGCUAGCUGGAAUGAGAUAUGAGCAUAGAUACCAAUAUUUUUUAUUUAUUUUUAUUUUACCUUUAUUUAACCAGGUAAACCAGUUGAGAACAAGUUCUCAUUUACAACUGCGACCUGGCCAAGAUAAAGCAAAGCAGUGCAAUAAAAACAACAACACAGAGUUACAUAUGGGGUAAAAAAACAUAAAGUCAAAAAAAUACAACAGAAAAUAUAUAUACAGUGUGUGCAAAUGUAGCAAGUUAUGGAGGUAAGGCAAUAAAUAGGCUAUAGUGCAAAAUAAUUACAAUUAGUAUUAACACUGGAAUGCUAGAUGUGCAAGAGAUUAUGUGCAAAUAGAGAUACUGGGGUGCAAAAGAGCAAAAUAAAUAACAACAUAAGGAUGAGGUAGUUGGGUGGGCUAAUUUCAGAUGGGCUGUGUACAGGUGCAGUGAUCGGUAAUAUCCCCUCACUACCUGUAGGUCAUAUGGCAGAGAAGCACUUUUUCAUAAUGCCAUGUGUUCUACUUCUUCAUCUAAUCACGUCAUAGUAGUGUGGCAUCCCUGUUUUUACGGCACAGGUGGUAGUGCACUCGCCCUACUGUAACCUCAGAGUCAGGUUCAAGUCCGUCUCCUGCUGUUCCCCUUCCAUCGUUACACAAUAGUCUUUGUAGUAGUAUUCCAUGUAGGCCUAUACAGUAUCUCCUAGCCUCAUACAAACCAUCCGAUGCGAGAUCAGGACGGUUUGUACGAGGCUAAGUCUCUCCCCUCCAGUAACCCUGGAUUGUAAACUGUCAGGGUCAAAAUAUGUUGAUACAACAGUAGCUAAGAUGGGGAGAAAUCUGUCCACAAUACAGCGCUGAUCUGCCUUUUUAACAACACUAUCAACAAGGCAGGUCCUACAGGCCCUAAUUUUGUCUCACCUGGACUACUGAUCAGUCGUGUGGUCAGGUGCCACAAAGAGGGACCUUGGAAAAUUACAAUUGGCUCAGAAUAGGGCAGCACGGCUGGCCCUUAAAUGUACACGGAGAGCUAACAUUAAUAAUAUGCAUGUAAAUCUCUCAUGGCUCAAAGUGGAGGAGAGAUUGACUUCAUCACUACUUGUUUUUGUAAGAAGUGUGCACCGAGGUGUCUGUUUAAACUACUAGCACACAGCUCGGACACCCAUGCAUACCCCACAAGACAUGCCACCAGAGGUCUCUUCACAAUCCCCAAGUCAAGAACAGACUAUGGGAGGCGCACAGUACUAAGUAGAGCCAUGGCUACAUAGAACUCUAUUCCACAUCAGGUAACUGAUGCAAGCAGUAGAAUCAGAUUUAAAAAACAGAUACAAAUACACCUUAUAGAACAGCGGGAACUGUGAAGAGACACACACAGGCACAGACACACGCUUACACAUACACAUGAUAAGACACGCACUCUACAGUCGUGGUCAAAAGUUUUGAGAAUGACACAAAUAUUAAUUUUCACAAAGUUUUCUGCUUCAGUGUUUUUAGAUAUUUUUGUCAGAUGUUACUAUGGUAUACUGAAGUAUAAUUACAAGCAUUCCAUAAGUGUCAAAGGCUUUUAUUGACAAUUACAUGAAGUUUAUGCAAAGAGUCAAUAUUUGCAGUGUUGACCCUUCUUUUUCAAGACCUCUGCAAUCCGCCCUGGCAUGCUGUCAAUUAAUUUCUGGGCCACAUCCUGACUGAUGGCAGCCCAUUCUUGCAUAAUCAAUGCUUGGAGUUUGUCAGAAUUUGUGUGUUUUUGUUUGUCCACCCGCCUCUUGAGGAUUGACCACAAGUUCUCAAUGGGAUUAAGGUCUGGGGAGUUUCCUGGCCAUGGACCCAAAAUGUCGAUGUUUUGUUCCCCGAGCCACUUAGUUAUCACUUUUGCCUUAUGGCAAGGUGCUCCAUCAUGCUGGAAAAGGCAUUGUUCGUCACCAAACUGUUCUUGGGUGGUUGGGAGAAGUUGCUCUCGGAGGAUGUGUUGGUACCAUUCUUUAUUCAUGGUUGUGUUCUUAGGCAAAAUUGUGAGUGAGCCCACUCCCUUGGCUGAGAAGCAACCCCACACAUGAAUGGUCUCAGGAUGCUUCUUUGUUGGCAUGACACAGGACUGAUGGUAGCACUCACCUUGUCUUGUCCGGACAAGCUUUUUUCCAGAUGCCCCAAACAAUCGGAAAGGGGAUUCCUCAGAGAAAAUGACUUUACCCCAGUCCUCAGCAGUCCAAUCCCUGUACCUUUUGCAGAAUAUCAGUCUGUCCUAGAUGUUUUUCCUGGGGAUAAGUGGCUUCCUCGCUGCCCUUCUUGACACCAGGCCAUCCUCCAAAAGUCUUCGCCUCACUGUACGUGCAGAUGCACUCACACCUGCCUGCUGCCAUUCCUGAGCAAGCUCUGCACUGGUGGUGCCCCGAUCCCACAGCUGAAUCAACUUUAGGAGAUGGUCCUGGCGCUUGCUGGACUUUCUUGGGCACCUGAAGCCUUUUUCACAACAAUUGAACCUCUCUCCUUGAAGUUCUUGAUGAUCCGAUAAAUGGUUGAUUUUGGUGCAAUCUUACUAGCAGCAAUAUCCUUGCCUGUGAAGCCCUUUUUGUGCAAAGCAAUGAUGACGGCACGUGUUUCCUUGCAGGUAACCAUGGUUAACAGAGGAAGAACAAUGAUUUCAAGCACCACCCUUCUUUUAAAGCUUCCAGUCUGUUAUUCUAACUCAAUCAGCAUGACAGAGUGAUCUCCAGCCUUGUCCUCGUCAACACUCUCACCUGUGUUAACGAGAGAAUCACUGACAUGAUGUCAGCUGGUCCUUUUGUGGCAGGGCUGAAAUGCAGUGGAAAUGUUUUUUGGGGGAUUACGUUCAUUUUCAUGGCAAAGAGGGACUUUGCAAUUAAUUGCAAUUCAUCUGACCACACUUCAUAACAUUCUGGAGUAUAUGCAAAUUGCUAUCAUAAAAACUGAGGCAGCAGACUUUGUGAAAAUUAAUUUUUGUGUCAUUCUCAAAACCUUUGACCAUGACUGUACACACACGUACACAUGGAUUUUGUAUUGUAGAUAUGUGGUAGUAGAGUAGUGGCCUGAGGGAACACACUUAAUAUGUGUUGUGAAAAGUGUUAUGAAAUGUAAUGUGUAAUAUUUUAAAUAGUCUAUAACUGCCUUAAUGUUGCUGGACCCCAGGAAGAGUAGCUGCUGCCUUGGCUGCAGCUAAUAGGGAUCCUUAAUAAAUACAAAUACAAAUAUCUACAGGACAUAGCAGAGAGACUGCACGUGAUCCUGAACAGUGUGAACAAGGCGCUGUACCGCACGCGCUUGGCCUCGGCUGUAGAGGAGGAGGAUGAUGACCUGCUAACACAAUCACAGCAUCUGGAGGAGAAGCGGAGGCGUGGCCAGCAGCUCGUCACUAUCCAAGCAUUCCUACAGUCCAACCUGGACAAGGAAAAUGAGCUCAGCGUGGUCCUCCAGUGGCUCAGAGACAUGAGUGAGUGGCACAGUGCAAAAAGCAGUUCAAAGUGCUUUAGAAUUGGACCAAAGCACUUCAGCAAUUGAUGCUACACUGCUUGCUCUUUAGGGGUUUAGGCCAGGAUACUGUAAAAAAACGUUGUGACAUUUGUUAGGGCUUUAUUAAUAACAUUUUAUUAAUUGGUUGAUCGCUAUAGACCAGGAACUGGUGGAGGUGGAGGAGGACGAGAACUUCCGGGAGGUGGAUGGCAUCACUGAGGAGUGGGUUGAGGAGAUGCAACACAAGAUCCAGAGGUUCAUGUCGGACAUCCAAGCUUGCAUUGUACGUCUUCACGAGCUUUGUGGAUUCCUCUUCGAACUCGACACCAGGAAAACCAAGAAGAUAGAAGCAGAACAUAAGAAGGGAGGUGUGUGGCACUGGUGGCUGGAGUCAAAAGUUGACGCCAGGACCAUACUGAAGAUCCAGGAGCUGCAGCCGCCCACAGUGGACCGCAUGAUGGCGGACCCCAGCCUGGCCACCAAGUCUUCCACAGAUCUCUCCUUCAUGCUGGGUGACAUCGCCAAGUCCAUGUCCUGCAACAAGGCCAUGAGCAUGGCCUUUAAGUUCAUUCAGACGGGGCUCCACAACCUAAAUGAGGCUCUGCAGGAGCGCACUGGUGAGGCCCACAAAGCCCAGGCCCAGCUGGAUGAGAUGAAGGCUGAUGACUGCCAUGCCAACCUGGCCCGUGCCAAAGCAGAGCUGGAAGGGGGCAAGAGGAUGAUCACCGAACUUGAGAGAGAUAACUAUAACCUUCAGGAGGAGAUCGCAGCGCACAAGUUCCAGAUCCACAAGCUGGAGGGGAUGGUCAGGUCAGGUCAACAGGGUCCUGUGAUUAAAGUGAUUGAGCAGGUGAUGGAAUUCCCCAUGACUCAGAGCCAAACCCAGCCAGAGAGCACCUCAGCCCCAUUCAAGCCAAAAUAUCCCAGACGGCCCCCUCCGUCCAAGAAGGAGCAGAAGCCAAAGAUAGCCCCAUCAGUGGUGGAACCACAGCUACCCAAGAGCCCACCCAAAACUACGGACGGGACGGAGCCAGAGCCCGAGCCCAUUGAGGAGGAGUAUGUCGAAGAGGAGACGUAUGAAGAGGAGAUACCUCCCACACCUUCCCCUGUGUCUGAAGAGGAGAUCGAGGCCGAGCCAUCACCUGAUGAAUUGGACCUCUUUGAGGCCAUAGAGAAGAACAGCACCAGCCUCUUGGAUGGCUUCCAGUCAUCUGUGUUCAACAUAAUUGAAAAGUCCCUCAGUGUUCAGGGGAUGGGCCUAGAGGCAGACAAGGCCAACGAAGCCAUCAAACUCUACAUCAUCCUUCAGCAAACCAUCCGAGACUCCUUCAACAAUAUCACCUCAAAACUCCACGGGUUAUUUACAGACAGCAUCCUGGGCUUGCCGUUUGAGGAGGACAAAGUGGCCCGGGCGGGGUUCUGGGACGACACCACCAAGUCACCAGGGGACAUGCUCAAAGAGAUCAACUCUAUGUUCGUCAGGCAUGACCAGAACAUUGAGAGUUUGGGCGCCAAUGUGCACAUGCUCAUGAAAGAAGACAAGAACGCCAAGUCUGCUUCCAAGAAAGGACUCCGCCAAGAAUGCCGUCACUCUGUGUCUGAGGUCCUGAUCCAGUUGAAGAACAUUAACAACAUGAGCAAGCAGCAGGCCUGUAAGAUGCGCCUGGCCCUGGAAAGACUCAUAGACAUGUACAACAAGUUGGAUAGGGAGCCCAAGACUGAGGAGGAACAGCCAUCCACCAGCCAUUUCUCCAUCUCGUCCUCUGACAGCUUCGUAGAGGAAGAGGAGAUCAGAGUGGAGAAGAAACGCCACCACCACAUCGAGAAACCUGUCAAAGUACUGGUAGAGAAGCGAAUCAGGAGGAGCCCUACCCCACCUCAGACAAUGAGACAGGUACUGAAACCUAGACUUAUAGAGACAGCCGACCAGGAGGACCUGGAGCGGUAUAAGAUGGAGAUUGUGGAGGAGGGGAGGAAGAUAGAGAAGACGGUGAUGGUGGGGGCGACCUACCAGGUGAACGUGGAGUCUCAGAGGACCAACCUGAAGCUGCUCAGGCAGGCGGUGAUCAGCGGGGAGAUCUCCACUGAGCUGUACAGCAUGGCCAAGGACCUCAUCACACACAUUCUGGGCAUGGAUGAGAUGAGACUGGCCUGCCUGCUCCGCAAGUUCAUGGCCUACAGAUCAGUGCAGCAAGUCAGGUAUGAUAAGAAUUUAUGCUCAUACUCUUUUUUGGUAUAAUUAUUUUGUUCAUAUGAUUCACGUGCCCAUUUAUUGAACAGAACUUGUAUUUUUGGAAUUCAACUUAUUUUUCAACCUCUAUUUUUCAUUUUCAGGUACAAUCUGAAUAUGCAGUUACUUGCUGCUCGGGAGCUAAAGGAUGGGCAGUCGGUAAAAGAAAUAUACUCCUUCCUGACGAAACUGGAUGUGUACCAGAAACGGAUGUUACGUCGGUGGAGUGCUAAACAAGCUGCUAUUGAACACAGCCGCAAGACCUGCCUUGCUCGCAUGCUCUAUCUAUUCAGUGAGGUGAGGAGGAAUAGUAGACACAAACCUUAAUAUAGUGCUACAUUCAAAUUAAUUUCACUGCCUUUGAAUCGUUCUCCUACAGACGUAUGGCUUUACAUGUGGCUUUAUCAUUGGCUAUCUUUAAUGAUGUUGUGGUCAUUUAAAAUGUUAAAGGUGCUCAAUGGAACAUUUGAAACCCAAUGGGCUCAGAGCCUUUCCUCAAACACAUACGUUUUAGAAUGGUCAUUCCCAUGGAAAGCAAACUCUGUUGAUCUAAAUCCAUUCUAUGUGAAGCUGCGAUCCUGCUUCAGGAAGUGGGCGGUACAGUUUUCCUACUUUUGUUUUCUCCGUUGGGUAUUUCAACAGAAAAUAUACAAGAGUAAUGGCUGUUCAGAAGGUACUUCACAGCGUAUUAUUUGGACUGUACAACCAUACUUUAUGUUAUACUUUGACAUUUAGAUGGUUAGAUUAGUAAACGAUGGCACAAGACUUAUUACUACACAGCACCUUUAAAAUAAAUAAAUAAAUCAACCACAAUUCCUAAAAUGUCCUCAGAUAAGACAAGACUACAACGUGCACCUGCUCACCCCGUUCCUGUGCCCCAGCCACUCCCGUCAACACCUGACCAUCAAGUCCCACAAGCUGACGUGGUCCCUGAACCCUGGCUGCCAGCGCCGCCUCCUGCCCUCUCCAGCCCAGACCCCCCACCUGGUGAUGCCCGCCUCAGAGGCCGGACCCCUGAGCGGAGUCAGGUACAGGGACCCCCACUGUGAACCCCCACAUUAUUGUGAACUCAUUAAAUAGCCUUUAUGUUGCUGAAGUAAAUUAUUAUUCAUGUACCCAUACUGCAAUGUUUAGCCUCAGCUCUCCCUUCCCUUCCUAAUUGGUACAGAUACAGUAACUCAGUGCUCUGUCUCUCUCAGGCAGCUGUUGAGGGGCCAACUACCCACACUUUGGCAUUGUAAUCUGACCAUGAACAACAUGCAGCUGGCCAGGAAGAUGGCCGCUCCCCCCUGCAACCUCUCCUCCAUCCCCCUGCUGAUGGAGAUUGACCUCAGCCGAGCCACCGCACUGCGCUCCGCACAGGGCAGGUAAGACCUCACACACUGCAUCAACUGGCAUAUCCAUGAUAUCAAUGGACAUAGUGUGGUGCAGUUAGGAGCUUAGAGAGCAAUACAAGGCAAUAUCUUAGUAUUUUAGGAUUAUGUCCUUCCCCCUGGUGAAAGGUAUAGGCUGCUUCUAAAUUCUCAUUGGCUUGUGAUGUGUGAAUGGGAAGCCACUGCACUUCUUGAGUGCUGGAGGGGCAAAUUGGCCUCCGUGUUUUAUUACAGUGAUAUUGGAUAUUAAGAGAGCAAGGCACAGGAAACUGACUUUUGUCCUCUGUGUGUAGUGUACCCAGCACAAAAAUUUAAAGACAAGCUAAACUAAAGUUUGAGUUACUAUGUUCUCUUCUCUUCUCUGUCUCAGGAUGGUUGGGGGACAGCUGCUGCUUGCUAGAGGAGACGUGUAG
Messenger RNA from Coregonus sp. 'balchen', 8174 nucleotides. The record is from the annotation of a GenBank genome assembly. NCBI's taxonomy places the organism in Eukaryota, Metazoa, Chordata, Actinopteri, Salmoniformes, Salmonidae.